Tauraco erythrolophus (red-crested turaco) is the source of this 4741-nucleotide messenger RNA. NCBI's taxonomy places the organism in Eukaryota, Metazoa, Chordata, Aves, Musophagiformes, Musophagidae. The record is from RefSeq and is a predicted model, not a curated record.
GCUGAGGUUCAGCUAUGCUAUCUGGAAGCACAAAGAGAUGCUGUUGAACAGAUGUCCUUAAAGCUGUACAGUGAGCAGUACAACAGUAGUAGCAAGCGAAAGGAAGAGUUUGCUGAUAUGUCAAAAGUUCACACAGUGGGAAGUAAUGGCCUUUUGGACUUUGAUUCAGAAUACCAGGAGCUCUGGGAUUGGCUGAUUGACAUGGAAUCCAUCGUGAUGGACAGCCAUGACCUGAUGAUGUCAGAGGAGCAGCAGCAGCAUCUUUACAAGAGAUACAAUGUAGAAAUGUCAAUCAGGCACCCGAAAAAGAUGGAACUGCUUAGUAAGGUUGAAGCUCUGAAGAAAAGUGGUGUUUUACUACCAAAUGAUCUCCUUGAAAAAGUGGAUUCAAUUAAUGAAAAAUGGGAACUGCUUGGGAAAACCCUAGGAGAGAAGAUCCAAGACACAAUGGUAGGGCACAGUGGGUUAGGUCCACGUGACCUGCUCUCGCCUGAAAGCGGCAGCCUGGUAAGGCAGCUGGAGGUCAGGAUCAAAGAGCUGAAAGGGUGGCUGAGAGAUACAGAGCUUUUCAUCUUCAAUUCCUGUCUGAGACAAGAAAAUGAAGGAACAAUGAAUGCUGAGAAACAACUGCAAUAUUUUAAGUCUCUCUGCUGUGAGAUCAAACAGAGACGCCGUGGGGUAGCCUCUGUGCUGCGGUUAUGCCAGCACCUCCUGGAUGACCAAGAGACCUGCAACCUCAAUGCAGAUCACCAGUCCAUGCAGUUGAUAAUCGUAAACCUUGAGAGGAGGUGGGAAGCCAUUGUCAUGCAAGCUGUCCAGUGGCAAACAAGGCUACAGAAGAGACUGGAAAAAGACUUGGAGCCCCUGAACGUUAUUGAUCCCAGUUUGAUGGAUCUAAAUGGUCCAAAUGAAGAUGCACUAGAAUGGGAUGAAACUGACAUAAGUAAUAAGCUGAUCAGUAUUCAUGAAGACUUAAGUGAUCCUGAUCAGGAACUCAAGAAGGAUGAUCUAAGCCAGAAACCUGCUUCAGGAGAAUGUGGUGAUAACGAUGUGAAUGAAGAUGAAAGUAUCAGUGAUCGUGGAAGUCCUCUUUAUUGUCCCAGCAUUACUUCCCCUCCAAAUCCUCACAUCUAUCAGGUCUAUAGUCUUCAUAAUAUUGAAUUAUCAGAAAAAAAACACAUACCUUUUCUGAAAAAAACAUCCAAACUCUCCAAUGUAACACAGUCUAACAUUUUAAACAAAAGUCUUAGCAAAGACUCAUCAUUUUCAUCUACCAAGUCCCUGCCAGACCUAAUAGGGGGGACCACAUUGGCAAAACCAUAUAACUAUAUGUAUCAGAGUGGAAACAUAAGCAGGCAUUCUGAGAGUGAGAGUGGGAUAGUGAGUGAAUGUGACACAGAAACUACAAAUAAUUCAGAAAUUUUUUUGCUAAAUGAUAUGGAAAGCACUCAGAGUAAUCCUGAAAUUGGGCAUGCAGAAACUCAAGUGGAUGAUAUAGUCGAAGUAAUAAAACAAAAAAUGAAACAAGAUCAAGAAGACCAUGCUAGUCUCUCAGAUGAUUUCCAGUUGGCACCUUCUGCAUGUUGCGGAAGUGAAAAUGGUGAGGAUUUGGAUGACAUUACCACGUGUAACCCUGUUUGUCUAGAAGAAGUGCAAGGAAAACAUGACGUGUUUACAUUUUACGAUUACUCAUAUCUUCAAGGCUCCAAAUUCAAAUUACCAGUGAUAAUGAAACAAUCACAAAUUGAAAAAGCACAUACAGAGGGCAGUGUGUUUCAUGGCUUUUGUUUUGAUAAAAUAUCUGGUAUAUCUGAACAUAAACCUGAAGAGUCACAACCAGAUGGGUUUAUUCACGACCAUACUCUGGCAAGUAUCCCUGGAGAAUCAGAUCCCAGUUCCUGUAAAUCUGCAGACUCUGUAAGAAAAUUAACUGUUACAGAGAAAACAAGACAGAUGUCAACUUUAUCUCGUAGUUCUUCAUUAGAAUCUCUGUCUGUAGUAGGUGAUUUGUUCAGCUCAGGUAUUUUUAAAGGUGGAGAUGGUCUUCAACGAAGCACCUCUUUGGAGAGCUGGCUGACUUCCUACAAAAGCAACGAAGAUCUUUUUAGUCAUCAUGGCUCAGGAGACAUAAGUGCAAGCAGUGAUUCUGUUGGAGAGCUCAGCAAAAGGACAUUAGAUCUUCUGAAUCGCUUAGAGAAUAUCCAGAGUCCUUUAGAUCAAAAGAUAAAGCGCAGCAUCUCUGAUAUAACACUCCAAAGUAGCUCUCAAAAGAUGUCUUUUACUGGACAGAUGUCUCUAGAUAUUGCAUCCUCAAUCAACGAAGACUCAGCAGCUUCUCUCACUGAACUCAGCAGCAGUGAGGAUCUUUCUCUCUGCUCUGAAGACAUUGUACUGCACAGAAAUAAAAUACCAGAUUCAAAUGCAUCAUUUAGAAAACAUCUUAAUAGAUCUGUAGCUGAUGAGAGCGAUGUCAAUGUCAGCAUGAUUGUUAAUGUCUCCUGCACUUCUGCUUGUACUGAUGAUGAAGAUGACAGUGAUUUGCUUUCAAGUUCCACCCUUACCUUAACUGAGGAAGAGCUAGGUAUCAAAGAUGAAGAUGAUGACUCCAGUAUAGCAACUGAUGAGGAUAUUUAUGAAGAAUGCAAUUUAAUUUCAGGACUUGAUUAUAUAAAAAAUGAACUCCAAACUUGGAUUAGACCAAAAUUUUCUUUGACAAGGGAGAAGAGAAAAAAUAACCUCAGUGAUGAAAUUCAGCGCACUAAAGAAGUUAGUAAUGAGACAUCAAAAGCCACAGAUACAUUAAGCAUUGAAACACUGUUGAAUGGUUCAGUACAGAAAAUAUCAGAAAAUAAUGGCAAUAGUAAGAAUGUGUCACGUGAUCAUGAAAAAGGAACAAAGAGUCAUCUGAUGAAAAAUAUCUCUCAGGUUGUGAAGGAUCAGCUUGUGGAUGAUAUGGAGAAUGGCAAUGUUGAAAAUACUCUUGGCAGUCAAAAGGAAGGUCUUGUUAGAACAUCAGCAACUCCCAAAACUCAUGCACCACUUGAUGUCAGAGAAGCUGAAAAUGAAUGUUGUGCCUGUGAAGCAUUUACAGACAGUUCAGAUGAUUCACAUAUGGAUGGCAAGGAGACUGUUCUGUCAUCAGAUGCAUCCAGAAACCCUUCAAAAGAAUGUCAAAGUAAUCUUCAGCCUGAUCUUCACUCUGUUGCUUUCUCUCCUGCUAAAAAGCCUUGCCUUAAAUCUUCCUCAGAAAUGAAUUGUGUAGACAUACAAGAUACAGCUUUACAAACUUCCUUACCUAAUGGUCAACAACAUAGAAUAACUAUUACUGAAAAAUCUACUGAUUGCUGCACACCCUUGAAAACCAAUGAAGCGGAAUGUGACUCCUCAGCCAAUGGUCUUGAUUCAUGCUGUAACUGUGAAUCUGCUGCUUUUGAUAAAAGAAACAUGGAAGAUGGCUCAGUACACAAUUUUGUGAGGGAAAUAAUAGACAUGGCAUCAACAGCUUUGAAAAGUAAGUCACAACCUGAAUGUGAGUCAUCCGCUCCAGCUUCAUUAGCUCAGAUCAAGGAAAAAGUGUUAGAACACUCUCACAGACCCAUUCAGCUAAGGAAAGGGGACUUCUAUUCUUAUCUUUCACUUUCUUCUCAUGAUAGUGACUGUGGAGAGGUAAUCAAAUACAUAGAGGAGAAGAGUAGCACUCCUGUGCCACCGGACUUCACAGAUGAGAGAGAAAAUAUUGAAUGCUUUUUUGAAGCCUGUCUUGAGGAAGAAAGGGUUGAGCAGAAGCAGUCUAUUUCUAAUGGUACCCCUGAAGCACGAGUUGAGCAGCAGCAACCUAUUUCUAACACUGUUUCUGAAACACCUCCAGAGUCACUAGAUGAAGUGACUCUAGAGUCAUUAGAAGUUCGAACUUCGUCUGAAGACAGGCAAACUGAAGGUUUGGAAAAGAAUUCUCCAGAGCUUAGCAUUAAAGAGAGUAGUACAGAAAAAUCACCUGGAAUUGAAGAGCUCAAAGGAUGUGUUGCUGCUUCUGAAGAGGCUUCAGCUAUAGAGUUUCAGUUAAAGCCUGGCCAUUCACAGGAAAAGGAUGUUAUGCAUCAGAACAGUAAAACUCUUACUUGUGAAGAAAAUCUCCUGAAUCUUCAUAAGGAAAGUCAUAUAAAUAUGCACAGAUAGAAUGUAACCCUCUCCAGGCACAUACAUUAUCCUAAAAACAGAAACUUGGCUGCAAUUCAGGUGCAGGUUCAUCCUGUAAACCCUGGGAUGACCUCCAAUUCCAUUGUAUCACUGCCUUUCAUUACACUGACUCCCAAGAUAUAUUUUCUUUCCAAAUGUGAUUUGUCCAUGUUGGCUUUGUGAUGAGGCUGCAUAUGCUAGUCCUAUUUCAGUGAUCAUUUUGUAUUGUAGCAAGGCCAUUUGCUUUCAUAUGGAUUCCUCUCCCAAGCUACCUCUAAUGACCUCCCCUUCCUAAAUUGGAUGCUCCUGUAUUACUUUUCACUGAUUUGGUUCUUUAAAGUUUUGAAGUUCCACAAAGUUCAUGAUCAGUCUGGUUCAUCUUUUCAGAACUGUACCUGCCAGUACUCUUCUAUUUUAUGUAUCAAAUUUAAUAUUUAUGUGUAUAAUGCAUAAGUUUGUUGAAAAUAUUUUACUUUUAAAGUGACAAUUUUGUUGGAUUGCAGCAAAAAGAAGUCAUUAGCCCUUCUGAUUCAAUACAUCUUAAAAUUAAGCAAUUACAAUAAAU